AUGGCUCUGGACAACUAUUAUCGCAACAAAAUCGAGGGCAUGAAGCUCGAGAUUAUCCAGGGUCAAGCCGUUUUGCGACGAUUGGAAGCACAGCGCAAUGACUACAACUCGAGAGUGCGUCUACUGCGGGAGGAGCUUGGUCUGUUGCAGCAGCCGGGCUCGUAUGUUGGCGAGGUGGUCAAGGUGAUGAGCACAAAGAAGGUCUUGGUCAAAGUACACCCGGAAGGGAAAUAUGUGGUGGAUAUUGCAGAUGGCGUGGAUAUCGGGAAGCUUACUGUCGGCAAACGGGUUGCCCUUCUCUCUGAUUCCUACAAGCUGGAGAAGAUGCUGCCUUCUUCCGUCGAUCCGCUGGUGUCGCUCAUGAUGGUGGAGAAAGUCCCGGACAGUACAUAUGACAUGAUUGGUGGCUUGGACCAGCAGAUCAAGGAAAUCAAGGAGGUGAUCGAGCUGGGCCUGAAGCACCCCGAGCUGUUCGAGUCGCUGGGAAUCGCUCAGCCGAAGGGUGUUCUGCUGUACGGUCCACCUGGAACCGGGAAGACGCUACUCGCCCGAGCUGUGGCCCAUCACACCGACUGUCGAUUCAUCCGGGUCAGUGGCUCGGAGCUGGUCCAGAAGUAUAUUGGUGAGGGAAGCCGUAUGGUGCGUGAGCUCUUCGUCAUGGCCCGAGAGCAUGCACCCAGCAUCAUCUUCAUGGACGAGAUCGACAGUAUUGGGUCCAGCCGAAUAGAUUCGGCUGGAUCGGGUGACUCGGAGGUGCAACGGACGAUGCUCGAGUUGCUCAAUCAGCUGGACGGGUUUGAACCGACCAAGAACAUCAAGAUCAUCAUGGCGACUAACCGAUUGGACAUCCUCGACCCGGCCCUGUUGCGGCCUGGGCGAAUCGACCGGAAGAUUGAAUUCCCCCCGCCAUCGGUCGAAGCUCGUGCCGACAUCUUACGAAUCCACUCUCGCUCGAUGAACCUGACCCGAGGCAUCAAUCUCACCAAGAUUGCGGAGAAGAUGAAUGGGUGCUCUGGGGCAGAACUCAAGGGUGUUUGCACCGAGGCGGGCAUGUACGCGCUGCGUGAGCGUCGGGUGCACGUUACGCAGGAGGACUUCGAUCUGGCUACUGCCAAGAUCCUCAACAAGCACGACGACAAGGAGGUUGCGGUGUCGAAGUUGUGGAAGUAG
Molecule: messenger RNA, 1170 nt
Organism: Penicillium alfredii
Lineage: Eukaryota; Fungi; Ascomycota; Eurotiomycetes; Eurotiales; Aspergillaceae
Product: proteasome regulatory particle base subunit RPT6
Exons: 3
Coding region: 1-1170 (389 amino acids)
Biological process (GO): proteasome-mediated ubiquitin-dependent protein catabolic process
Cellular component (GO): proteasome regulatory particle, base subcomplex
Molecular function (GO): proteasome-activating activity; ATP hydrolysis activity; ATP binding
Source: RefSeq, a predicted model, not a curated record